UAUAACUAUAAACUACUAUAAUACAUUUUUACAUACAUUCUUCUAAAUAAAAUAUUCAAGAACUUAAAAAAUAAAAAACAAUGUAAAAUAAAUAUACGUACAAACAGAAUUGACGAUUGCAUUUGUUAUUAGUUAAAACUAGAUGCGAAUACAAAAGACUACGUCACCGCGCCAGAUAAGCGAUAGGCGCUGGUCAACGUAUGAGGCGCAUUCGCGCUCGCAUUCCCUACCACGGCUCCGACAGCGAAAGGUCAAGUUACCUAAAACUCUCAUAACGUCAGACGACAUGGAGUGACAAAUUUAUUUUAAUUUUUAAUUUUUACUACAAUUAAAUGUGUUAAGUGCCAGUUUUUCCCCAAAUAGGGGAACAAGUCUGGGGUCGUUAACUGGACCCACAAUUUGGAUGCGCGCGCGCCUGCACACGUUCCGGAAGGUUCCGGAAGGAAGACUGGCGGUCCGGAACUGCCUCUGAUGACGGCCACGCCCAGUACGACUUCGGCGGCGUAGUGCAGGGAAGUGACCCCUAACAAGGGCUUGUUUCUUCUUUUAUUGUAACCGGCCAGCUCAGGAAAUACCUACCCACGAUCCUGGAUAAAUAGAUAGGUUUUUUUAUUUAAAAUAUAGUUUGUAAAAUUUUUCUAUCGGAGUUUUUUUCUUCUCUCUAGUUUUUUUAUUCUACCCUAGUUUAUGCGACGCUAAACGUCACAUUGGCGCCCACACUGGUUAUUUUCUGAGCUGUGCAUGUUUGAAGCAAGUCCUUGGCCUUUUUCUUCUCUUGGUUUUCUUUGGUGUUGGUGGCUUUUUAAUAUUUUCACCUGUAAUUUUCUUCUAGUUUCUAAGUUUGAUUUCUGCAGUUGCUUGGUACGUGGUUGUACUAUUUACAUUAUUAUUGUUACAGCGUUCAUUUGUAGUUAUUUAUAAAAUAAUAUUGCAUAUUUCCUAUUAUAAAACUUCUAAAUACAUUUAUAAAAGUCCAUCGAGUCCUACAUUCCACUUACUCGGCAACUAAACCUAACUGCUUUUAAUCAAUUGUAAUCAAAACACACACUUGUCUCAAAACAUGGCGUAUCCUAUUAAAUAUUUGUCACUCCAAAAAGCUGAACUUGAAUAUGAGGUGAUUCUCAGAGGUGGUUCAACUGGUUCGGUACAGGAGCUUCGAAGCCAGAUAAUUAAAUUAGGAAUACCUCCUGAGGACAUUUUAGAAUCCCAUUUAGAGCCUGCGGUCGACCUUGACGCUGUUAAGGACAGUCUUGCUAAGUCACAAACGAUGUUGACCUCACUCAAGUCUAAAUUUGAUAAGACCCUGUUCUUACGAACUGAAAACCUACUACAUCAUAUAUAUCACAGACUUAGGCGAAUCACGAACGUCGGUGCCACGUUAGUUGAUCAGCACAAAAAUUAUUGCACUUCCUUUAACAAUCAAUAUAAAGAAAUUACAACGCUGAGACCGGCAUCUUCAACUUCUAAUACAAACGCAGUCUCAGUUCUGGAACCUGAGGCUACAGUGGUUCAUUGCGAUCGCAACCUAACCUCCGACUUAGCAAAGCUAAAAUACUCGGGCAAGGCCUGCGUGUUUUCUUUCAUUCAAAGAGUUGAGGAGUUCGUGGAGGCUAGGAACAUAUCAAAGGAGCGUAUUUUGAAAUUUGCGUACGAGAUUUUUACGGAGGACGCGUUACAUUGGUUCCGAUGUAAUAAAGAGGCUUUCCAAAGUUGGGACGAUGUCGUGGUUCUAUUAAAAAAAGACUUCAGCCCAAGAGAUUACGAUUAUCGCCUUACUAAUGAGAUAAAAUCUCGCACGCAAGGGGAGCAGGAAAAUAUAUCUAUUUACUUGUCUAUUAUGCAUGGCAUGUUCGCGCGCUUGGUUAAGCCGUUGUCUGAGGACGAAAAGCUCGAAAUUAUUCUACACAACAUCCGGCCAUGCUAUGCAAGCACUCUGGCUGCUUCGCCCGAAAUCAAGGACCUGAAGACUCUUAAAAACCUUUGCUCAAACUAUGAGGACAUUCAAUCACGCUUGUCCUUGUUUCACGAACCACCCAGAGUGACUUCUGAAACCCUAGCCCCAGAUUUUGCCUACACUAAACAUCAUAAAAAUAAUAAUUACUAUACAAAUAAAAACUAUCAAAGUACAAAUACAAAUGAAAGACAGAAAAAUUAUUACAAUCAAAAUAAAUAUCCUAACUACUCCGGCUCUUAUAACUACAACAAACCUAAACCUACAGAUGAAAAACCUAAUACUACUAAUGCUGUACAAGCUUCACCGAGCAGUUCAACUAAAGUAAGCGCCACUUAUGGCUCGCGUAAGUACUGUCCUCGGUGCCGCACUGAUACACAUUCCUUAAAAGAGUGUAAACAACCUCACUUCCCAAUCUGUUUUAAAUGCGGCCAGAAAGGUGUACGUUAUCCUGAGUGUAAAUCUUGUAACUCGAAAGACACAAAAAACUAAAUUCGGUGGAUUGUAGUGCGAAAGAGCCUUCUAAUAUAUCCAGUGAUAAAUUUAAUGAUACAGAGUGGAAAUCUUGGCUCAAUUUUAUAUCAAAAUUUUUCACUUGCUAUUCAGUCACUACAAUCCACGAUUCAGGUAAUAUAAAUAGCAGACCAUUUGUGUCAGUUCAAAUUAACGGUAAAACACUACAUGCUUUAUUAGAUACUGGUAGUGGUUACACAAUUCUCGGCAAUAAUUAUCAUAAGGUUUUCUUGGAUGCGGGUUUCAAACUAAAUACUAAAGAAACUCUGAAUUUGUAUGGAGCUGGCAAGCAUAGACUGAACAAUAUUGGUAUGAUUAAUCUGCCUGUCUCGUUUUUAGAUCAGACUCACAUCUUGAAAGCUUACAUAGUACCAGAGGUAGAAAACUCCUUAAUCUUAGGUAUGGACUUCUGGAGACUUUUUGAUUUGUUCCCUAAGCAUCUAGAUGCUGUUAUUUUACCUAAGGAUGUCGAUCAAUUAAAUACCUUAACACUUGACACUCAACCCACACACUUGUGUGACUACGAUCAUCUCUCUCCUGAACAGAAGGUUACGGCUGACCAUAUUACAGCUCAAUUUCGCAAUAUUUCAUAUGAAGAGCGCGGUCUAGGGCGAACUUCUCUAAUUUCUCACAGUAUAGAUACGGGUGAUGCUUUGCCUAUACGUCAGAGAUACUAUAGAAUGUCUCCUGAAAAACAGAGAAUACUAAAUGCUCAACUUGAUGAAAUGCUACGUGAAAAUGUUGUAGAGUCUUGCGAGAGCCCUUGGUCGUCCCCAGUUCUUUUAACACCUAAAAAAAAUGGCGAAAUGAGAUUGUGCUUGGAUAGUCGUAAACUGAAUGCAGUUACUAUCAAAGAUGCCUACAGCAUUCCUUACAUUUCAGAGAUACUUGAUAAUCUGCGUGACGCUAAGUAUCUGUCUAGUUUGGAUUUGUCGAAAAGUUUUUGGCAAAUUCCAAUCAAGAAAGAGGAUCGGUGUAAAUCAGCGUUUUAUAUUCCUUCGCGCGGUACUUUUCAAUUUGUUUCUAUGCCCUUUGGCUUAACCAAUGCUCCGGCAACGCAACAAAGACUGGUUGAUAUGUUGUUCUAUGGGCCUGAUUUUGAGCAUAAAGUAUUCGUCUACAUCGACGACAUUAUCAUUGUCUCGUCAUCCUUUGAAGAACAUAUCUCCCUGCUGGUUAGAGUUCUGGAGAAACUUAAAAUGGCAAACUUAACCAUUGGAUUCCAAAAGUGCCAAUUCUUUAGGAAUAAACUGUCGUAUCUAGGCUAUGUAGUGGAUAGAAACGGUCUACAACCAAAUCCAGAAAAGAUAGAGGCGAUCGUGAACUAUCCGACACCUACUAACCGUAAGGAAGUUCGUCGAUUUCUUGGAACGGCAUCUUGGUAUCGUCGGUUCAUUCCAAAUUUUAGUACAAUAGCGGCACCACUAAAUAAACUUACUUCUCAAGCUAAAAACUCUCCGCCUUUUUAUUGGUCUACAGAAGCUGAAAAUGCUUUCCGUACUCUAAAAGAAGCUUUAAUAUCUUCUCCUAUAUUGUCGUGCCCAGACUAUUCGCAGCCCUUCCAAGUACAUACAGAUGCGAGUGAUUACGGCGUUGGCGCGGUUCUUACACAACAGCUAGACAACGAGGAAAAAGUUAUAGCCUACAUGAGUAAGUCCCUUUCGAGUCAAGAGCGUAACUACAGCGCAACGGAACGAGAGGCACUGGCUGUACUUACGGCGAUCGAACACUGGAGAUGCUACUUAGAGAACGGCCAAAAGUUCGUGGUGUACACCGAUCACUCGUCCUUAAAGUGGUUCCUAAAUUUAAAUAACCCUACGGGUCGCUUAGCUCGUUGGGGAGUGCGCAUGUCCUCAUUUAACUUUGAGAUCAAACAUCGUCGCGGUUCGGAAAAUGUGGUAC
This is a messenger RNA of Leguminivora glycinivorella, 4366 nucleotides long. RefSeq lists its product as uncharacterized. The transcript has 2 exons. The record is from RefSeq and is a predicted model, not a curated record. NCBI's taxonomy places the organism in Eukaryota, Metazoa, Arthropoda, Insecta, Lepidoptera, Tortricidae. Bases 1061 to 2443 code for a protein of 460 amino acids.